Molecule: messenger RNA, 1040 nt
Organism: Styela clava
Lineage: Eukaryota; Metazoa; Chordata; Ascidiacea; Stolidobranchia; Styelidae
Source: RefSeq, a predicted model, not a curated record
UGGGGAAUGCAGCCAUUAUUGAAUUCAAAUUUGGAUACCAGACAUCUUGAGAUUAUAAAUGGUGAUAUCCUAGAUGAUAUAACUUUGGAAUCUGUUGUGAAAAGUUCCAAUGCUGUUAUCCAUCUUGCUGGUAUUGUGAGUGCUCCUGCAUUUAAUAGGUAUCCAGAAAUCGCUAAAGAAGUGAAUGAAAGAGGGACAAAAAUACUUGUAGAUUCACUGAAACCAGAUCAACCUAUCAUUUUUGCAUCGGUAGAAAAUGUAUACGGUCGCUCUGCUCUGAAUUUGAAAGGACCGUGCACAGAAGAUGAAGAAUGUGAUCCACUUUCCCCCUUCGCUGCAACAUUUGUUGAAAGUGAAAAACUAGUUCUAAAAUCAAAUGGAGUGGUUUUGCGAAUUCCAAGUGCUUUUGGAAUAUCGCCAAGAAUGAGACUAGAUCUUCUUGUCAACAACCUAGUAUUUCAAGCAUGUACUAAAGGCCAUAUUGACUUGUAUCAGGCUGAUUUCAAAAGGAAUUUCAUUCAUGUUCAAGACUUGGCUAAAUGUCAUUUAUUCACUCUAAAUAAUAUUGACAAAAUGCGAGGCAAGGCUUAUAAUGUUGGACACGAGUCUCUCGGCUAUUCGAAGAGACAGAUUUGUGAGAUAAUUAAAGAUCAGUUACCGAAUAUCAGAAUUUCUGAACCAAAAGAUGAGGCUUAUAAAGACGCUGACAAUCGUAACUUUGAAACUUCGUUUGAGCGCAUAAAAGACGUGGGGUUUACUGUUACAAAAUCGAUACACGAUGGAGUAACAGAACUUUUGAAAAUUGUUCCACAUUUGUCAGAAGCUGAAAUAAAAAAAUGCCAAGCUUUAUAAUGAUCCAGAAAGUUGGAUUCGUGAUAUAUUUAAGUUUGCAAAAUAAGCCACAUCAGUAUUCUGAAAGUACUAGUAUUUCAACACAGUGUUACUUUUGUGUGUGCUUGUUUUUUGUGGUUGGCUCGUUUGCAUAUUGUAAUGAGUAUUGAUUAUCAUUUGACUAAUUAUAAUUUUAGAUCAUAUUUCAA